This is a messenger RNA of Schistocerca cancellata (South American locust), 4105 nucleotides long. RefSeq names its product hormone receptor 4 (gene corn). Bases 286 to 3204 code for a protein of 972 amino acids. The record is from RefSeq and is a predicted model, not a curated record. The transcript is spliced from 20 exons. NCBI's taxonomy places the organism in Eukaryota, Metazoa, Arthropoda, Insecta, Orthoptera, Acrididae.
GUACGAGUGGUAGUGAUAGUAGCGUCACGCUGUUUGCAGUCUAGACAAGACGCACACAGUGGAUAGGAGCGGCGUGCCCGGUGCACGCCUUUAACGUUUCUGACCGCCGAGCGGCUGUGUGUCCUGAGGCCGCUGUAAUAUCCAAAGGUGUGAUACGAGCUGAACGAUAGCCACACCCGACGCCUGAACCUGGUGGACGUGAGCUGGAAUCACGCCGCCCAUUCCUGGUGUUGCAGGGACGGCGUUCGCAAUUCGUACAUGACGCUGAUGAGGUGAGCAGCCGCGAUGGAGGCGAGCGACGCGGUGCCGGCGCCCGCCGCCGGUCCAGGAGGCCACGUGGACGUGGCCGUGGCCGUGGACGCGGAUGCAGACGCGGGCGGCGGCGGCAGCGGGCCGGACUCGAUCUUCUUGCUGGCAGACUCUUCCGGCCUCGACCUCACCGCACUCUCCAAUCCUGACUACAAGGUGGACGGCAGCGACAGCGGCGUGGAGGCGGGCAGCGUGCGCGGCGCCACCCCCGCCGCCUCGUGCGACUCCAGCCUGCUGAGCUGCUGCUCCGACAGCGACGACCCGCCGCCCGCGCCGCCCUCGCCCGGCCGCCGCGCCUCCCCCGCCGCCUCCGCCACCUCCUCCACCGCCACCAGGCCCGCCAGGCUCUUCCGGGGCAAAGGCAGCCCCGGCGGCGGAGCAGGGUCCAGCGGCAGCGGCAGCAGCGGUGACAGCAGAGGCCGCGGCCGCGCGGCGCGCCCCGCUUCGGCCGCCUCCUCCGCCUCCAGCGGCGGCCCGCAGCCCCACCACCAGCGGCCGCGCCCCCAGGCUGCCUCCCGCGCGCGCGCCGCCCCUGCCGCCGGCUCGUCGGGCGCCGCAGCAGCCGCCAGGGGCUCCGGCCGCCGCGGGGGCGCCGCCGCCUCCGCCUCCGCGCGCACCACACCCGUCGCCGCCUUCGGCCGCUGCACGUCCGCCACGCCCAGCCGCAGGGACAAGGCCAACGCCGCCGCCGCCGCCAGACGAAGUGCAACACCAACACCAGCACCUACACCAACAUCUGCGGCUGGAUCUGGCCCGCCAUCGCUGGGUGCGACCAAGGCUGCUGGUGCACCACCUGCUACAUCACCACGAGGCCAACCACCAUCGCUGGUGGGCUCUACUGCUACGUGUACUGCAGAGGCACGUCAUGUGCUUGCCACCUAUGCCACCCUGCCCAGGCGCUCUCGCCGUCGCACACAGUCACCACCUGCAAAGAUCCCAUCAACAGCAUCUGGCCGAGCUCAGUUAGUACGAAGCCUGUCGGCCAGCCGUGAAUCAUCUGCAGGUGGCUCUUCACUUGUGCGAGCUGCCUCGUUACGCCGUCCUCAGUCGCACACCAGCUCCACUCCCAGUCGCUCUCUGCCGCCAUAUCCUCGGCCACGUGUCACACGGCGUGUCUUUUCGGCACCGUCUGGUGUCACUACUGUAGAUGCUGCUGCUCAGACUGAUAGUCUUCCAAAUGCGGAGGAAGUUCGUCAUCUAGAGGCACACAUACGCUUGCUGACAGAGGGACAAGCAAUGCAACAAGCUGAGUCUGAGAGACUGACAAAGCUACUGCAACACGAGCAGUCUCUGCGGGCUUCUCAUGAGGAGGAACUAUCUCGCACACUGAAUAGAGUCCAAGCUUUGCUUGGAACUGAGAGAAUUGAUGUGGACGAAGGAAGUGAUAGCUUACAAGAGCUUGAAAUGAGAGUGCAAACAUCUGAUCAUAUAGUCCUAAGGCAGCAGCGAGAGAUAUCAGAGCUUCAAGCACUAUGCACAACCUUGCAGAGGGAUCUGGACAAGAGCCUGGCAGCACAAAAGAUGUUAUUGCAACAACAACAAGAUCAGGAGGCUGAAUCUAUGGAGCUUCAAGAAUUCCUUCAGGCUGAAAAAUCAACGCUUGCUGAAGCCCUCCGUGAAGCAGAAAAUGAGAUUAGCAGACUGAGUGCAGGCUUGCAACAGUCACAGGAAGAGUGCAAGCACCUAGUAAGAAUCAGUGAGCAGCGCAGGCAGGAGAACAUGGCACUGCAGGCAAGGCUGGGAGGCCUGGGGGCUCGAAGUGAGGAGCUGCUGGUGCAGCAGGGUGCUGCUGUGUCGGGUGCAGCGGUGCAGCUCCUAGGCCUGGGCUCACGUCUGGAAGCUCUCAUUGACCAACUUGUUGCAACGUACAACAUUUCUGAGAAGGAUCUGGAGGAUGUAAUAUUUCAUAAUGAGGCUUACAGCAAAAGUGAAAGCAGUGUAGAGGCAAGCCCUGAACACAGUCGUGGCAAAACUCCACCACAGCCUCCAACUUCAAAUGCACCACAAGCUACAAAUGGGGAGCUGCCGUCCAUUCAGCCACAAUCAUCAUUUGUGGCAGCUGUCAUUGGGGCUAUAAAGAGUGCCACAGGUGGUGGAAUUGCUAAGAGAUUAUCAGUCUGUUCUGAGCCUGGUACCGACACUGAUACGGAGAAUACAGUACAGAAUUCCGUCCAGAUACACAAUCAACACAGCUCAGAAGCUAAUGGUCGCUUAGUCAACAGCCCAUCUCUACAGGACCUUUCCCAGGCCAUUCUGGAACGACAGCAAUCUGAGGGUGACAGCUCUGGACCUAACAAUCGUCUCCCCUCUGCACCAGCUUUGGCUCUUGUUGAUCAGAUUGUAGAAGCUGACAACUUACUGACACGCUUGCUCAAGGUGUUACGUAUUGUGCAGCUGGACAAAGAUUCUGGUUAUACGGAUACCAGUGACAGGUCUGCACUUCUAGAGAGACUGAGACAUCAAGAGGAGCUUACUCGCAACUGGGAAACAACAAGUGAACAGCUGCGUGUGGAACUGCAACGUGCCCACGAGGAUCUUGCAGUUUGCACAAGGCAGCUGGAGAAGGCACAGCAACUCCAGCAAGAGAGUUGGCAGGAGAAACAGCAGCUGCUCCGUCAGUGGCUGACCAGUGCAGCUUCCCGGGAGAUUCCCGACUUGAAACCUGAAAGUCUGACUGGUCUAGCUAUGCAGGAAGUACGUCGACAGUAUGAAGUUAUUGAUGGGGCACUUGAGACAUUGCAGGGCAUCCAAGGUGUAGUGAUGCAAUGUCCAUCAUUGGCUAAACUUCAGCAGGACCUGGAAGAAACUAACUUCCACUGUCUCACUACUCUACCACUAGUUGGUGCUGAUGUCAAUGCUAAUGCAGCUGUUUUAGGAAGCAACAGGAUAGCAUAAAAAGUUAGAGACUGGGGAAACAUGACCUUACUUCUUUUACACUAGCAGAAAUUUUAAAAUUCAGUACUUUUUAAUAAUUUCAAGUGAAUUCUACUGUUUUUCAAGCUACGUGUAGAAAUGUGCUAUAUUUUAUAUUUCUUAUUUUUAGGCUAUGUAGUACCUAUUGAGAAUACUUAAGUAUAUGUAGGGAUACAGAUGUAAGUUUUAAUGAUUUUAGACUGGUUUAAAAAUUAAAAUUCAUUAAUUUGAAUGAAAUAGUUACAAUGUAGCAGAUUGCCACAACUAGUGCAAAUACUGUAACAGUUUAAUGGUUCAAAGUGAAGUGAUAUAAAAACUGUGCCAUGGAAGAAAGCUGCGCGUUGUUUGUGCAUUGUUGAAUAUUUACAUAGGAGUCUAGGCUACAGCUGUCAAAGAGUACAGUCCUAGUUAACAAUGAGAGCAAUUGGUGCUUCUGUACAAUAGAGUUGUAGGUGCUAAGACAGUCCUGGAAGAUUGUUCACUAAAGCUACUUACCCAAUUUUUCUAGUUUCUCUCACAACUGUAUUUAUUUACUAAUACAGUGUAAAUUGUAAGAUGAGAAACAUUUUAUAUAUUUGACCUAUAUUUUUACAUAAACUUUAUUUCAUAUAUCUUAAAAUUUGUCUUUACUUGUAUAUGUGUGCUACACAAGACAGCAGCUCCUGUAAGGUGUCCACCACCUUAUGUCUAACAGUAAACUGCACCAACUGUUUUAUUUUUUGACAUUAACAUACAUACUAUUACACUUAUCUCUUUGUGAUGACAUUCACACUUAAUGCCGAACUUGUCAUUUCACAUACAAAACUGUUUCCAGUCCUAUUUUUGUACAAUAAAUUUGAGCUAAUUUUAUUUAAUAAACUACAGUUUGCUAUGUUUGAUGAAA